AUGCCCGAUGGCCCACCGAUGGGUUUCAAGGCGCGGUUCGGGACGGCGGCUGUCGAGGUCUGCUUGGAGCUCUCCAUAUGUGGGCGGGCGCACAACGCAUCCUCCGCAUCCUCCUGGACCGGGAACGGUGGAACGGUCCGCCGGAUCGCUUCCGCCGAAGAAUGGGCAGAAUAUGGCCCCGACGAAUCACCUUGCACCACGGAGGUGAGGCUGACGUCAGCGAUCAUCAAUCUUCUCCGUCGUGAUCGAACAUUUACAACCAGUGAACACUUUGUGCGUGGGGAGCAAAUGAUGAGAAGUACCUUGCAAGCACGAAAACCUCUCCGAGCUCGAGAUCGAAGUCGCUUGGUGCGUCUGGACGUGCAUCGCCCUCCAAGGACGGGGGCAGCACUGAAAGGCCGCGCGCUGGACAACUGGCGCUUGGGCGAGGGAAGUCGAAUCAUGACGUACUUGCAACCCAAAAAGUACCGCCCCAUGUCGCUCUAUGGCGAAGUCUUUCAGGGCAAGUGGAACACUGAUUGGCAUGAUGUGUCGCAUAUCACCCAGCUGAGGGCGCAGUAUUCAUGGGCAAAGGACAACAUCCAGCAGGGGCCUGAGCUGCUCGUGUGUGCGAUGGUGAACGAUGUGCAGAGAUUGGUGGUUCGGUUGAAGCUGCGGUCUGUGUCGUCUGUGUCCAAGGCCUCCCGUUCGGCUCUGGAAGGUGUCCAUGUCUUGUUGGUGAACAUCAAGUUUGAGUCCGUCGACCACAAGAAGAAGUUCAAACAGCUUUGGUCCAACAUCGCCAAGGAGGUGAAGGAGAAGGAAGCAAAGUGUCUGUCCUACGAGUUCUGCGAUCACUUCGACGAUCCCACCAAGGCCAUCAUCUACGAAAGGUAUGUGACGAAGGAAGAUUUGGAUGGACCCCAUCAGAAGACCUUGGGCAAUUGGAAAGCCACUUACGGUGAGGCACUUGGACAGCUGAACUUUGAGAUGGAGUUGAUCAACUAUGUAGAGAGCAACGUGGGCCAGAUUUUGAAGCGCUCUUCAGCGUCGCGAAUCGGGACAUCAUGA
This is a messenger RNA of Cladocopium goreaui, 1050 nucleotides long. The record is from the annotation of a GenBank genome assembly. NCBI's taxonomy places the organism in Eukaryota, Dinophyceae, Suessiales, Symbiodiniaceae.